Molecule: messenger RNA, 2025 nt
Organism: Pogonomyrmex barbatus (red harvester ant)
Lineage: Eukaryota; Metazoa; Arthropoda; Insecta; Hymenoptera; Formicidae
Gene: Sfxn2
Product: sideroflexin 2
Biological process (GO): monoatomic ion transport; serine import into mitochondrion
Cellular component (GO): mitochondrial inner membrane
Molecular function (GO): monoatomic ion transmembrane transporter activity
Source: RefSeq, a predicted model, not a curated record
UGGAGGGGAGUAGCCUGACGGCCUACACAGCUGCGCUGCCGCUCCCGGUGCGCCUGCGCGCGCUGUAGGCGGAUCACAGUACCAGGUCUGUAUAUAUGAAGAAUCGCUCAAGAGGACCCUGGAGCCAAAAUUUAUUUUCCAACCGAUAAACAAUGGUGCUAACCAACUCCAGAUUUCUAGAGGAGCAAGUUUGCGCAAAUUCACAGAAUAUCAAUAACGUAAUCCCAUCUGAGUGGCUACAUUGAUUUUUUGAUUUUUCGAAGUUUUUGAUACCAAUUAAGGUGAUGGAUGAUGACGCGAGAUCAGAUUGGUUGAGACUGUUGCAAUACAACAAUAUUUCUAACAUUAUGAAUGCAGCCUAGCGCGAAUCUUCCCGAUGAAGGGUGCGUUCGCCGGUGUCAGUAGCGUGGCAAGGGGUCUUUUCGUGCGAUCGUAGUAUGCGAUACCAUUUCUUCUGGAUUCGGCGCUUGCGGCGCAUCUUGGUUCGGCUUUUAUCGUCGUUGUAACAGAGCGGCCGAAAACGGCCGAGCGCAGUUCCAGAGACAACGUGUGUUUCACAGUGAGUGGCUAGGAUUUAUUCUUUAAUAUAAAACAUUGCAUAAGCUCUUCAAGGAGACGCGAGAGCAGCGAAGAUAGAUCGCUUUUAUGCCUAAUCUGCCCGGUAAUGGCGUAACCCUCUUUCUUCAUGUCUAUGUUGAUGACAUUUAAUGUAAAAAGCGACCGGUUAAUCAAUUGCUCCAACCACUGUGCCGGUGGCACCCUCCUGAAAACUGGGUCAUCACUUCGACCGCUGGGUUUUCUGAGAGCGCGAAGUCGAUAUCGAAGGUGACAAGUGUUGAAAAAGAUAAAGUGACAUAUAAAAGACAUAUUGAUAAUGCGGAAAGUGCGUACUUUCGGCGUGUGACACGUCUGUUAAGCUCUGCUCACAAGUUUUUACUGAAAACAAUUUAGAUAUCUCUUAAUUGGAUGACGAAUACGAUGACGAAUGAGAGAUUGGAUCUAGACAAGCCUUUGUGGGAUCAAAAUACCUUCGUGGGAAGAUGGAAAUAUUUUGCAUGGAUGACCGAUUUCCGCACUUGUAUCGUGCCGGAAUCGCAAUUGUUAGCCGCUAAAAAUUUGUGCGAACAGUACAGAAUUGGCAAGGAGCCAGCCGAUUCUACCAGAGAACAAAUCAUAUAUGCGAAGAAGCUGUACGAGUCUGCCUUUCAUCCCGACACCGGCGAUCUGCAAAAUGUUUUUGGUAGAAUGUCCUUCCAAGUGCCGGGAGGAAUGGCCAUCACCGGUGCUAUGCUUCAAUUUUACAGAACAACUCAAGCGGUGGUUUUUUGGCAAUGGGUCAAUCAAUCCUUCAAUGCGUUGGUCAAUUACACUAACAGGAAUGCUAACAGUCCUAUAACCACCACUCAAUUAGGUGUAGCUUAUGUUAGUGCAACCGUCGCAGCGAUGAUAACUGCGAUAGGAUGUAAAUCGUAUUGGGAGAAGCGUGCGAGUCCGCUAAUGGCUAGGUACGUUCCGUUUGCUGCAGUGGCAGCCGCUAAUUGCGUUAAUAUUCCUCUAAUGAGGCAGAACGAAAUUAUGAACGGAGUAGAUCUCGUUGAUGAGAACGGCAAAAAACUUACAAAAUCAAAGUUCGCGGCUGUAAAAGGCAUUAGUCAAGUCGUCAUUUCGAGAAUCGUCAUGUGUGCACCCGGCAUGCUUAUUCUACCGCCCAUAAUGGAAAGAUUGGAGAAAUAUGCGUGGAUGCAGAGAAUUAAACCACUACACGCGCCAAUACAAAUUAUGAUGUGUGGAAUUUCACUGACGUUUAUGGUGCCAACGGCAUGUGCGCUAUUUCCACAAAAUUGCUUCAUCAAGGCGACUACCUUGCAGCGCUGGGAGCCAGAAAACUAUGAGUUAUUAAAGAAGAACUGCGAGGAUGGCAAACUGCCGACAUAUUUGUACUUUAACAAGGGAUUAUAAUGUUAUGAAAAGUUCUAGUCCUGUCUUGUAUGUUGUUCCAUCCUUUAUAAAUAUUGUUGAAAUGAG